Molecule: messenger RNA, 2442 nt
Organism: Lachancea sp. 'fantastica'
Lineage: Eukaryota; Fungi; Ascomycota; Saccharomycetes; Saccharomycetales; Saccharomycetaceae
Source: the annotation of a GenBank genome assembly
AUGUCCGAGCCCAACGCUACGAAUGUGGAGAUCUCAGCGGAAGCUGAGAACUCAAGUAAUCAUAACGAGAUGAUCAAUCCUCAACCUAAACCAAAACAGAUUCAAUUGACAUUCAAUGACUUCAAUCGUUUCAAGUCAUCUUCAAAAACAUCAGAUCAUCACAACAAUAAUGGUAGCCAAAAUGGAGAAUUCAAUAGACGCCGGUCAACCAGGGUUGUGCCGAAACGACCAGUAGAGUUAGACGAAGAGGAACAGCCCACAAGAACCGUACCCAGAAAAAAGAAGCCGGUUUUAGCCAAACCGAAAGAAACAAGCAUAGAUCGAGAAGCAGUUCGUGAGCGAGCCAGGAAACUUCAGUUACUCGGAAACCCAGAGAUUCCGUUGGCAGAAGAAAACUGGUCUCCAAACGUGCCGCUGCAAUCAGGCGAUUUCAAAAACCACUUCAGCAUUGUCUCACGCUUUAGAUCUCCGAAUUUGAAAAACUUAGCAUACGCGAAAGACAUUUUGCCCAUCUUGACGUUCGUCAACAAGUUUAACACAUUUUUACCCCAAGAAUUAUGGUCUUUGUCGUUCCAGGAUUUUGAAUUAGGUCUGGAUCUGUAUCCUGACGCUGAGAAGGAAUUACCUCGUAAACUAUAUCAGGACUAUAUGCCAAUCAAAGAGCUGGUAAGAUGUCAGGAUAAAAUGAACCUACUUUUCUUGGCGCUAUUGAAAUUGGCUCUGAAUAACUCUUCGGCAACUACCAUGGAAUCAAUCAAAGAAAACAAAUCUUAUGCGAAAUUUGUGGUUCCUCUGCGGGCCAACGCAUGGUCGUGGGGCUACCCCUCGCAAUGGAAAGUAGAGGUUGGCGAUUCGAAUACAAAAGUCUUCAAUACAGAUGACACGGAACCCGCUGAUCCUUCAGAGCCAGAAAUACUGGUGCCUAACCUUGUGGCAUGGCCCCAGCAGUACGCCAUCGAGAAUGAUCCUUUACUUAACGUGGAUUUGGAGAAACGCGGAAUCUUGGCUCUGGCACCUACAGACAGAGUAAUUCUUCUAAAAGCCCUAGUCCAAUGGGUAUUGGCGCAAUCAGACAAAAUACAUCAAGAAAUUUAUCGUUUAUCGCAUUUGAAAAGAGAUGAGCCCUAUGGGGUUCCGACUUACCACGUUUCGAGAUUAUUUGCAGACGGAGAAGCGGCCACGAAGGCUCGCUUUACGAAACUUUGCGACCUGGUACAAGCAAGGUUGGAAAUCAAAAGCGGAAGAAAGCAUGUCAAGAAGCAAUUGCAAAACGGAAAGCGUAAUGACUUGUUCGAAAAGCUCAAGAUCAUUUCGAAUAUUCACCGCAAUAGAGAUACAAUUUCCGUCGAAGAAAAUGAGGAGGAAGAGCCCAAGCCCAAGGUCGAUUCUUUUGACGAAGAAUACAGCGACUGGUGUGAAGUCAUUGAGGGGCAACUCCCGGACCACCCCAUGUCUUCGCCGUACGGUGAUGAGAUCUUUAAGAUGAGGUCUCUAGAGUUUUUCAUUGGUAGAGUUCCGCAUGUUGGUGACUUUUAUCUUCCACGAUUGCAUACGUAUCAAAAGUCAGGCAAAGCUAAAAUUCCCACAACUUACACCGAUCCAAAGACUUUAAACGACACGCUCGACGCUUUCUCCAACAAAGAGAUAGAUGCAUUGACCUUGUUCAGCGGGAAUGGUAAGCACAUGAGCACUCAAUUUAAAGUUCUUUACCAUGACUCGCCAAGUAUGAUUAGAGACGUGGCCAGCCAGGUAGAUACUUCGAAGAAGAGCUACUGGUACGAGGUAUGCCAUGACUGUGCCACUUUACGUGAAUUUAUAGUCCUUUUGGAUUACAAAGUAAGUGUGCUUGAAUCUGCAGGGAACGAGCCGGCUAAUAAGGGCCCAAUCAACAAAAAUCCGUUGCCCAAGGAAUCAAAAUUCAAUGCUUCACGCGAAAAACUCAGAUGGAUCAAGGAUUAUCUUGAGAGACUUGUGCCUUUUCUGGAGACAUUUGAGGAACUCUACGCAAACUACGAUGACAUGAAAGCUAACGUUAGAACUCUGCGAAGGUCGCAAAGAAACCGAAACCCCCAGUCCCGCGAUGACGAUGAAGCGGGUGAUUAUUCAGGAAGCGACGCCCCUGAAGAAAAUAGUCGCCAACAAUCGGGAGAAGAAUCUGCAUUUGAAGAGUUCGACGAUUCACUAGAAGAACAAGCCAAUGAUGAAGUGGAAGAUGACAAGAUCGAAGACGACGAGGCUUUCACUCUCAGUGGCUACAGAUCUACGCAAAACACCCAAAGAAGCAGAACCAGAUCUGGCGGCGGAAGUGUUCCAGCAGCUGAAAAUGCCACUCCGAAGGGUACAGGUGCCCGAGGCAGUGACAGAGGUAGAGGGACAGGUCGUGGCAGAGGAAGAGGAAGAGGAAGAGGAAGAGGUAGGGGACGUGGGAGAAGCACGUCUUAG